Messenger RNA from Fundulus heteroclitus (mummichog), 1379 nucleotides. It is a transcript of the gene tmed3, whose product is annotated as transmembrane p24 trafficking protein 3. The record is from RefSeq and is a predicted model, not a curated record. Bases 136 to 759 code for a protein of 207 amino acids. Gene Ontology annotation, biological process: Golgi organization; endoplasmic reticulum to Golgi vesicle-mediated transport; intracellular protein transport. Gene Ontology annotation, cellular component: endoplasmic reticulum-Golgi intermediate compartment; Golgi apparatus; COPI vesicle coat. Lineage: Eukaryota; Metazoa; Chordata; Actinopteri; Cyprinodontiformes; Fundulidae. The transcript has 3 exons.
ACAUUUGGGCGAAACACCGGCCGGAAGUUCUCCGAGGUGGCGCCACGUCAGAGCUUCUCAGCUGUCAUCGGCUGCAAACAGCGCUUUGUUUCUGCGGCUCUUCGCUUUAAUUUCACUUUCCUUUCCUUUUCCACCAUGCUCCUGCCGGGAUUGAGCUGCUUUCUGCUGCAUGUAGCCGUGGCGUUCGCGACGGAGCUCACGUUUGAACUCCCUGACAACGACAAGCAGUGCUUCUACGAGGAGUUAGACCGAGAUGUGACGUUUGACAUAGACUUCCAAGUCAUUUCUGGGGGCAACUAUGACGUGGACUGCUUUGUCACCGAUCCCCAAAACAAUGUCCUGUACAAUGAAAGGAAGAAGCAGUACGACAGCUUCUCUCACACCACUGCCAUGAAGGGAGUCUACAAGGUCUGUUUCAGCAACGAGUUUUCCACCUUCACACAUAAAAUCGUGUACGUGGACUUCCGGCAUGGAGAUGAGCGACCUCUUCUAGAGCACAUGAGCAGCAGCACAGCACUCACUCAGUUGGAGUCUUCCUGUGUUGCCAUUCAUGAGGUCUUGAAGGUGGUGGCUGACUCUCAGACGUGGUACAGGCUAAGAGAAGCUCAUGACCGCACCAAAGCAGAACACCUCCUAGAGCGGGUGACGUACUGGUCAAUGGGCGAAACCUUUCUGUUGUUCGUCAUCGGUGUGGGCCAAGUGAUGCUUCUGAAAAGUUUCUUCAAUGAGAAGAAGGGCUCUGUGGUGGCCACCACUUAGUACUCAUCUUGACCUUGCAGGGGCAUACUGUAUGUUUUUUUGUUAUUUGUUAACUGCAUUUUGAAGAUUCUUCUCUCUCUGAUUGCUCAUCACAUCCUUAAACUUGAAUAACCUUUUGUCAUAACAAGUAAAACUUAAAAUAAUCACCACAGUAGCUUAAAUAUAGCUGUCAUUAUGUUGUCGUUUAACAGAAGGGAACCAGGAUUAUUAUUGUCAAAGUUUCAUCGUCAGAGCCAGAUGUUGUUAAAAAUGUGGAACAUUGAUAAAAGCCAAAGAAAGAUUGUAAACAUCAGUUUACACUGUUUUACUCUCGUUAUCUCAAUUUGAGUUCAAUAUUGAACCAAGCUUUAGAAAUGUCACAUUGUCUUUUAGUCGUUUUGUUCUUCUUUUUUUUGCAGUGAUGCUUAUUCAUUUUAUUUAAAUGUUUGUCUUGUUUUAACUGUUUAAUUUGUAGUAGUUUUUUUUUUUUAUUUGGGUCAUAUGAAGAACAUAGAAAGUGACCCACCGUCAUGAUUUGGUAUCUGUAAUAUUGUCAAUAAAAUGAGCUGGAAAUACAAACUUUCUUGCAAUUAAAAUCCAGGUGCAAAAACUGUCUUUAAUAAAAUGAAAUGUUAAAUGGA